AUGCAGGGACCUGCAGAUAAGCAGAUCUGUCAACUCAACAAAGUUUUGGUGAUAGAUUUCUGCGACCUCUACACAGUUGCUGGCCUCCUCACCGUGAACAAGGCUUGGGCUUCGGCAGUUGUGGCCGUGUACAACUUGCGCCUGAGCCGGUCAACAGCGGGGGCGGAUUGGAGCGAAGGUCGAUGCUCCUGCAAGCUGGCACAACUGCGCCGCCUCCUUCAGAAUCACAAGCCCACGCCAUUGGCUUUUCUCUGGAGGCGUGAAAUUUCUCCCGCUGAAGUGGAGGUUGACCACGUAAAGGGGUUAAGCCCCGCCGUCAUGACCACACGCAAGAUGAGACAAUUCAUCCGGCCUGUGGAAAAAUCUGCUCUUAUAGCUGCUGCAAAGCAGGUCAUAGGGGGCAUGCGCGUCAUUCGCCAGGGCGACGGGCUUCUUGAUAUCGACUCUGCAUCGAUUCCAUCCAUGAUGAUGGAGGGAUCCAUGGGGGCACCUUUCGGGUACACUGCGGCCUGGGGUCGUGAAAGUGAUGGUGAAGGUUCAGACGGAGAGGUUUUGCUGUAUGAUGAGGCUGCAGCGCUACUGCCCAGGGCUCUAAGCUUUCUGGAUUCCGGAAACCAGAACCACCUCAUUACGGCGCAGAUAGACCUGAGCGGGAAAGUUCCUUUCCAGAACCACGUAAGCGACUUGUUCUAUUCAAUGACAGGGGAUGCUGACCUUGAAGAUGUGCAGACUCCUCGUGACAUGUGCUACCUAGCAAUUUCUGGGCGUGUGCCACGCGGCAGAUUCCCGCUGUACUGGCGGCUGCUCGUGUGCACCCAUCCCUGCUUCUACGACUUCGAGCAACUGUCGGCGCAACCCAUCAACCCAAGUUCUGAGUCAGCACACUUGGCCCGGAUGCAGAAUCCAGUGUGGGUGCUAAACUAA
This is a messenger RNA of Symbiodinium sp. CCMP2592, 924 nucleotides long. The record is from the annotation of a GenBank genome assembly. NCBI's taxonomy places the organism in Eukaryota, Dinophyceae, Suessiales, Symbiodiniaceae.